AUGUCCUUGAAAGGCAAACCUCUUCAGCUUGUUGUUAUUAGUGACAUUGGCUAUUUCGGAGCUGAUGCGUUCUUGAAUCCCGACCAGUAUAGAGGCAAGAGAAUUUCUCUGGCGGGUGAUGAACUGACCUUCGAUCAAAUGGAGGAAAUCUUCUCCCGUCAAUUAGGGAAAGAUUUGCCUCUGACCUUCAGACCAAUCUGCUCUUUCUUCAUGGCUGCCAUGAAGGAUAUGGGUUAUAUGUUCAAAUUGUUCCACGAUGAGGGCUACGGGGCUGAUAUCAAAAGACUGCGCGAGGUCAAUCCCUCGAUGAAAAACUUUCAGACUUGGCUUAGAGAAGAAAGCGCAUUUUUGAAGUAA
This is a messenger RNA of Penicillium malachiteum, 357 nucleotides long. RefSeq lists its product as uncharacterized. The transcript has a single exon. The record is from RefSeq and is a predicted model, not a curated record. Lineage: Eukaryota; Fungi; Ascomycota; Eurotiomycetes; Eurotiales; Aspergillaceae. The coding region runs from base 1 to 357 and encodes 118 amino acids.